This is a messenger RNA of Triticum urartu, 2937 nucleotides long. Its product is annotated as binding protein. Gene Ontology annotation, biological process: DNA replication initiation. The record is from RefSeq and is a predicted model, not a curated record. Gene Ontology annotation, molecular function: chromatin binding. Lineage: Eukaryota; Viridiplantae; Streptophyta; Magnoliopsida; Poales; Poaceae. Gene Ontology annotation, cellular component: nucleolus.
UGUUUUUCGAAGGGAAAAGAGAAAGUCAUAUAAACCCUUCGUUCCAUCGCCGCCGCCGCCGCCUAUCUAAGUUUCGCCGUUCGGAAGGACCUCCGGCCACCCCCCUCUCCUACCGCGACCGUGAAACUUGUGAGGUUAGCGUCGGCUUCGGGGAAGCACAACCCACUCCAGAUUUGUGUCGUAUCCCAUGGGGAAGAGCAGCAAGAAGAACAAGGUCAUCCUCGCGCCGCCGCUGCCGCCGGAAGUCGACGACGAGGACAUCAUAGUCUCCGACGAGGAUGUGGAUUUCGUCGAGGAGAAUAGAGAGCACGUCCACCUGAUCACCGGGCUCAACAGGAAGGCCCUCGACAAAGUCGUCACCAGGGUCCCCGACCACGACGAGGACAAGGUCGAGCUCCUCUACGAGGAGCGCGAGCGCAAGAGGAGGGCUGCCCUAGCCCUGAAACCAAAGGACGACGAUGACCUCGAGGUGGAUCCCGUUGACGCGCUCCCUGUCAAGACUCUGCAGGGGGAGCUGCUCUACAGAACCGCCAAGAGAGCAAGGUCUGAAGACAAAGCUAAGGGUGCUGAAUCCAAAUCUGAUGACAAAGAUGCUGAUGCCAAGCAAAGUUCUCAAAAGGAAUGUAAGGGAAGAUCCAACAAAAAGGAAGAUAGUAAAUUGCAGAAUGUGCAGCGUCCACUUGAAAUUCCGAAGGAGAAACUGCACUCAGUAGUGUUGGAAGAGGUGAAGGAAGAACUUUCAGCUGAUGAAUUGUUUGAGAAAAAGAAGGCCCAGCUUGCUGAAUUAGGCAUGGCCAUGCUUGAAGAUCCUGAAUCAAACAUUAGAUCUCUGAAUGAUUUAUUAAUUAUAUGCAACGACACAGACCAAAGGGUUGUUAAACUUGCUAUAAUGUCCUUGCUUGCUGUGUUCAGGGACAUAAUUCCUAGUUAUCGGAUUAGGCAGCUGACAGAAAAAGAGCUUGCCGUAGAAGUUUCGAAAGAAGUGAAGAAGACGAGAUAUUAUGAGUACACGCUUAUUCGUUCCUACAAGGCAUACCUGCAGAAAUUGAUAUCAUUGGAGAAGCAACCCUAUUUUUAUCUUGUGGCAGUUCGUUGCUUGUGUAGUUUAUUAGAUGCUGCCCCACACUUUAACCACCGUGAAAGCUUACUGGCCAGUGUGGUAAAAAAUUUAAGCUCCUCGAAUGAUGUAGCAAGGAAACUAUGUUCUGAGGCAAUAAGAUCUCUGUUUAGAAAUGAAGGAAAACAUCGCGGUGAGGCAACUGUUGAAGCAGUAAGAUUGAUAUCAGCUAGUGUGAAGCUCAAUGAUUGCCAGCUCCAUCCUGAUGUCAUUGAGGUAUGCUUGUCUCUGAAGUUUGAUGAAGACCUUGGAAAAGAUGAGAGCAAGGAAGAAAAACUGAAACCAAAGAAAAAUAAACGAUAUCAGAAUCGGGAUGUCACAAAACCGAGUGAGAAGAAGAAAAUAAAAAAGGAAUUGCUUUCUAAAGCCAGACAAGAGGUUCAUGCAGAUCUUAGAGCUGUUUCAUUUACUCUUGAUCCAAAGGAGAAAAAAAUGAUACAAAGGGAAACACUUGCAGCCCUUUUUGAGACCUAUUUUCGAAUUUUGAAGCAUAGCAUGAACACUUCAAAUUCAAGGUAUAAGGCCACUAGUGUCUUCCCUGGUGGCUCACACCCUUUACUUGCUCCAUGCUUGGAGGGCUUAGGAAAAUUCUCACAUUUAAUUGAUUUGGAUUUCAUGAGUGAACUUAUCGCUUGCCUUAAGAAGCUUUCUGGGUAUACAGACCAUCAAGGUGAAAUUCCACCGGACAAUACACUCUCUGUGUCGGAACGCCUACAAUGCUGCAUAGUUGCUUUUAAAGUAUGGAGGAGCAAUCUUGAGGCUUUGAAUGUAGACCUGCAGGACUUCUUUGUGCAGUUUUAUAACCUUAUACUGGAGUAUCGACCUGACAGAGAUCGUGGUGAGGUUUUGGCUGAUGCUCUGAAGACACUUCUGUGGGAAGGCAAGCAGCAGGAUAUGCUAAGAGCAGCUGCUUUCAUUAAACGUCUGGCAACAUUUGCUCUGUCAUUUGGCUCCGCAGAAGCAAUAGCAGCCUUGAUCACGCUGAAGCAUCUUCUCCAGAAGAAUACCAAGUGCCGAAACAUGUUGGAAAAUGAUGCUGGCGGUGGUUCCCUGUCUAGCUUAGUUGCGAAAUAUGACCCAGAGGCUAAAGAUCCUUAUCUGAGUGGGGCACUAGCAACAGUACUUUGGGAGCUUAGCCUUCUGCAGAAGCAUUAUGACGAAACUGUUAGUGGAAUGGCUUCAAAUAUCUUGAGCAUGGCAAAUCUGAACGCCACCCAGAAUCCAGUUCAACUUUCUAGCUCGAAUCCUCUGGAAGCAUACAAAGACUUGUCGAUGGGACGGGAAUUAUCAAAGCCAACCCACAAAGUGUCACAGACAUUGAAGAGCAAAAGGAAACGGCGCAGUAAGGAGUUUGUCGCUCUAAGUCCAGAUGUGCUUGAGAAGGCAGAUUGCACGGUGGGCGAAGAUGAACUGAGAGAGAAGUUGCAAAAUCAUUUCGUGGUACUAAGAGGCAUUUCUGAGAAUGAGAGACUGAGGACCGAGUUGAACCAUGCAUUGUCAUCCAUAAACAUGUACAAGGAGUACAACAAGCAGAAAAAGGAAAGCAAGAAAUCAAAGAAGAAAGUUGCAAAGGCUUAGUUGUCUUGUGUUCUGCGGAUUUUUUCCACACCAGCGGUAGAAGGUGUCCCCCUAUUUUGUUGUAGCAUCACUGUAUCGAUUUAUCAUAGUUUCCUGUGACACUGUUACAGUUUCUGUUUAGGACACAAUUGCUACAUCCUUGAUGAUUUUGCAUAAAUCUUUCGUGGCCUGCCCUUUUCUUUGCGUUGCUCUGUAAAACGCAACUCAACACAACGGUGAUGGCUCCCUGUCUUUCAUACGUA